AAUGCACCUUUGUACUCGCUAACAUAUACAUUAAUAUUUUUUAAUACGAUAACAUUAUCGAGAGAAACGCGAUAGAAUAUCAGCGCCAAUUAAAUCAUUAUAAAUUGUUUUUGAUAAGAACACUGUUGAAAGAUUUUUCUGAUUUUAAGUCUGAUUUUCACUCGAAACAAAAAUCUCGUCGGUCACGAAUUCAGCUGCAACUAUUCUUUUUUUUUUUUUUAUCUAAGUUUUUAACGCGCCUCACUACGGUCACAUUUUUUAACAAAAAUUGUAAAGGUUAUCAGCGAUCAAAAAUUUAACGAUGACGCGAUGUCACGCAAAUUUAUUGUUUGAUCCGCGUCUUAUUUUUUAAAUAUUUUUUAUGGUGAUGAAUUUCUAGUACUUUUUCAUUCUGCGACAACAAAUCAAACAAUGUUUCGAUCGCAAUUUUACAAAAAGGCGCAGUUUAUCGCGUCGUGUUCGCGUCGACAAUUCAUACAUUAUCCGCGCUGGAAGAAUUUCAUGUACAGAUUGAGCACAAAGUUCUUUCUCAAGAACCCGGCGCGUUGCAAACAGAGCGACGACAAUAAGAAAGAUAACGUGCUCAGCAUGACUAACAUUCAAUAUUUGGAAUACAUGUACAAAGCGUGGAUGAAAAAUCCGAAUUCCGUAAGUUCUUCGUGGGACUCGUACUUCAAGUUGAUUCAUUCGAAUAUCAAUCCAACAUCGUUCUCGAAGGACAUUAAAUCAAAAAAUGUGAAACCCAACUCCUCGGUCCGUGCCGGUUCGUCCUCGAAUUUAAUGACUUCGCACUUAAACGAAACUCAAUCAAACAGAUCGGUGUUUUCAAAAGAAUCAGUGCGAAGGGAAUCGAACAGUCAGAUGCAAGGUGACGAUUUCGUAAUCGGUGCCCUCAAUGUCAACGCCGCGAUCAGAGCUUAUCAGACGCGCGGCCAUUUGAUAGCCGACACCGAUCCGCUGGGAAUACAGAAUCCGGAUUCAAAGAAGCUGCGAGGCACGUCGAAUUUGCCGCCCUCGAUUGUAAUACGAGAACAUCUCAAGGGCUUGACCGAGGCGGAUAUGAACAGGGAAUUUCCCCUCGGAUCUCUCACGGUUAUCGGCGGAGACAAGAAAAAGCUACAGCUUCGAGAGAUAAUAUUGAGACUCAACAAAGUUUAUUGUGGCCACUUGGGUCUAGAGUACACGUACAUUCAUGAUCCGAGUGUGUUAGAUUGGUUGCGAAACAAAUUCGAAAGACCAGGCGCUUGGGAAUUGCCCGUCGAGCAUCGGAAAUGGAUUUGGAUGAAUAUCAUGAGGGCCGUUACUUUCGAGGGUUUCCUGGCAAAGAAAUACCCUACGGAGAAGAGAUUCGGCUUGGAGGGUUGCGAAUCUUUUAUUCCCGCGAUAGCAGAGUGUAUAGAGACAUCGGCGGAAAAUGGUGUCGAAACCGUAGUUAUUGGCAUGGCGCAUCGCGGUCGUCUUAACACUCUGGUGAACAUCUGCUCGAAACCACUGAGUCAAUUGUUGGUGCAGUUUAAUCCGAUUCCUCUGGAGGGAUUCGGUUCCGGUGAUGUGAAGUAUCACCUCGGCACGUUUGUACAAAAAUUAUUAGAAAGAACCAAGAAGAAAGUAACUCUUUCUAUCAUGGCGAACGCUUCCCAUUUGGAGGCGAUCAAUCCGAUUGUCUGCGGUCGCGUUCGCGCCGAGCAAGUCGAGAAAAAUGACACCAAACACGGUAAAAAAUCGGUAGCUCUACUGGUUCACGGCGACGCCUCUUUUUCCGGACAAGGUGUGGUUUACGAAACGAUGCACCUGACUAAUCUGCCGGAGUACACAACGAGCGGCGUGAUGCAUCUCGUGAUUAACAAUCAGAUUGGUUUCACAACGGAUCCGAGAUAUUCGCGAUCCAGUCCACAUUGCACCGACGUCGCGCGCGUUGUUAACGCUCCUAUUUUUCACAUACACGCCGACGAUCCCGAUCUGGUGACUUAUUGCAGCAAGGUGGCCUCCGAGUAUCGCGCUACGUUUCACAACGAUGUAGUCUUGGAUAUCGUCGGCUAUCGUAGAAGCGGACACAACGAAAUGGACGAGCCGAUGUUGACUCAACCGCUCAUGUAUAAACGUAUAAGAGUUCACCCCAAUGUUCUCACUAUCUACACCGAGAAACUCGUCAAAGAAGGAGUGAUAACGGAAGCUUUCGUAAAAGAGCAAAUCGAUAAGUAUUUGAAUUAUUGCGAAGACGAGUUCAAAACGGCGCAGACCAUCAGUUCGAUGCAAAUGAGCGAUUGGCACGAUAGUGCUUGGACCGAGUUUUUUUGGAAUCAGAGCCCGACAAAUAAGAUACCGCCGACUGGUAUCGAUAUGACGACUAUCAAAACGAUAUGUACCAGCAUAUCUACCCCUCCGAAGGACGUUGAACCACAUGCUCAAUAUCUCAGAGCGUUGGAGAGGCGAGCGAAACUCACGGAAUCGCGACAAUUCGACUGGGCGAUGGGGGAAGCUCUGGCUUUCCUCAGCCUGCUGAAAGACGGUCAUCACGUUAGACUGUCCGGUCAGGACGUUGAGCGAGGAACCUUCACUCAUCGUCUGCACAUCGUUCACGAUCAAUUCAAGGACAAAACCUACAAGAACGUUCUGCGCGACGUUUUUCCGCGACAAGCUUUGUACACCGUCUCGAAUUCGUCCCUAUCGGAAUUCGGUGUAUGCGGUUUCGAACUUGGAUACUCGACGUACAAUCACAAUAGUCUGACAAUUUGGGAAAGUCAAUUCGGCGACUUCGCCAAUAACUGCCAGACCAUUAUAGACUGCUAUUUGAGCUCCGGGCAAACGAAAUGGGGCAGACAGAUGGGAUUGGUGCUGUCGCUGCCGCACGGUAUGGAGGCCCAAGGACCGGAACAUUCGUCCGCUAGAUUGGAGCGAUUUCUUAAGCUUUGCGACGACGAUUGUACUCACGUGCCCGGAACCGAACCCGGCGCUCCUGCCGGCGAGACCGUCGAUCAGAUCAUGACUCGACAGCUUUUCGAUAUAAACUGGAUCGUCUGCUAUCCCACGACACCCGCCACUCUGUUCCACAUUUUGCGCCGUCAGAUACUGAUGCCCUUCCGAAAACCACUGAUUGUUAUGGCUCCCAAGUCUUUGCUGCGACACCCAAUGGUGAUAUCGAGUUUCAACGAGAUUGGACCGGGCACGACCUUACAAUACGUUAUACCGGACGAAACGGCUAAGCCCGGUAACGUGAAGAAGGUGUUGCUUUGCACCGGAAAAGUGUAUUACGACUUGUACGCCGAGAGGGAGGAAAAACACUUGGAAGAUAAGAUAGCGAUCGUCAGAAUCGAGCAGCUCUGCCCUUUUCCAUAUCAUCACCUCGCGCAGGAAAUGAUAAAAUAUCCGCGCGCAAAAAUCAUGUGGCUGCAAGAAGAGCACAAGAAUCAAGGCGCUUACAGUUACGUGAGAGACAGGAUCGCCUUGGCCUUGGGUAUUCCACUCGAAGACAUCAAAUACGGCGGCCGUCCUCCCUCGUCCUCGCCGGCAACCGGCAGCAAAAUUAUUUACAAAACCGAGUAUAACAAUAUGAUGACAAUGGCAAUGAGUCUAGACUGAUUCACGCCACAGUUAGUAGUUUUUUUUAUUUGUGCCAAGAGACGUAUCACGAAAUCAUGUGUAGCAAGCACUUAUCAGUUUUAGGAAAAAAAAACGUUUUGUUUUUUAGAAUAUUUAUACACAUUCGAAAUGUCUAUUUAUUGUAUAAUAAGAAAUUCUGAUAAAAAGUCUUGUCAACAAAUUCUGGAUUUUCGCGCGAGA
Messenger RNA from Pseudomyrmex gracilis, 3780 nucleotides. RefSeq names its product 2-oxoglutarate dehydrogenase, mitochondrial-like. The transcript is spliced from 15 exons. Gene Ontology annotation, cellular component: mitochondrion; oxoglutarate dehydrogenase complex. Gene Ontology annotation, molecular function: thiamine pyrophosphate binding; oxoglutarate dehydrogenase (succinyl-transferring) activity. The coding region runs from base 412 to 3579 and encodes 1055 amino acids. The record is from RefSeq and is a predicted model, not a curated record. Lineage: Eukaryota; Metazoa; Arthropoda; Insecta; Hymenoptera; Formicidae. Gene Ontology annotation, biological process: tricarboxylic acid cycle.